AUGGGAUUCAAAUAUGCGCAUCUUUGUGAUCUACUUGACAACCUAGAUAAUGGCCGAGCAUCUAGUGGGUCAACUGCAGCCCUCAAGGCCAAACCAGACAUCCAAGCAGUUGCCCAGUGGUUCACCAGACAUGAGCGGGCGGUUCACGACCCAAAAACUGACAGAGUAGCAUUGCUCUCGUGUAUGUUUCCUGAAAAGCGAACCGACCGAGUAUAUUGGUUGGGAGCAAACCUCCUAUCCAGGGUUAUCGGGCGAUGUCUGGGACUUGGAACCUCGCGACUUGAGGAGCUCAACCGAUGGCAGUCCGCAGGCAAUGCCGACCUCGGAAAAUGCGUCGAGAUCGUGAUGUCUCAAGCGGAGAACUAUGUAUCACCCGGGCAGGAACUGCUGGUGGAAGAGAUUGAUCGUGCCAUGGAGGCGAUUGCAUCGCGAUGUCGCUUCUCUAACCCUCAGGUUCGUCGAAAUCGAUCAGCAGUCGAUUGUGAUUCAAUCUUGUCCUCAUUGUAUCGUCGAUCCAGCAGCCGCGAUGCCAAGUGGCUCACCCGCAUGAUCCUGAAAAGCUAUGCGCCUAUCGUUUUCCCCGAAAAGUAUACUCUCAAGAAGUUUCACUUUCUCCUACCGCAUCUGUUCCUACUGCAGAACUCUUUCGACGGGGCGCUGGAAAUGCUCGCGUCGGAACCAAUCAAUCAUUUCCCACCCAAUCCUGAUCCACAGUCAGCCAAAAGCCUUAGCUCCAUUGCAAUGCAACAUUUGAGGCCUCGGGUUGGUAUUAAAGUUGGACGUCCUGGCUAUUACAAAGCCCGAAGUAUCAAGCAUUGCCACCAGAUGGUCAAUGGUCGACGCAUGAGCAUCGAGAGGAAAUACGAUGGUGAAUAUUGUCAGAUACACGUCGACAUGUCAAACAAAUUCGCCCCGAUCCAAAUCUUUUCAAAAAGCGGAAAGGACUCAACUGCAGAUAGAGACAAGGUUCUACCUGUGAUAGAGGAAGCGCUGGGGCUGGGGAGUUCGGACUGUAAAAUUAGCGGACGCUGCAUCCUCGAAGGGGAGCUUCUUGUAUGGAACGAUGAGGAUGCUGAGAUCAUGGACUUUAAUAAACUCCGAAGGCUGCUAUCCAGAUCUGGCGUUUUGCUGGGUGUUGAAAACGAUUCUCCGCCACAACCUUUUGAGCACUUGAUGAUCAUGUUUUUCGAUAUCCUCAUCCUUGAUGAAGACAUUUGUCUAUCUAAGCCUCACCGAGAAAGACGAUUACUUCUCCAGAAAGUGGUGCGGAGAAUCCCAGGCAGGUCUGAUCUUGCGCACCAAGAAGUGCUGGAUUUCAGCCGAGACGACAGCUAUCAUCGCCUUGGAAGGAGCUUUGAGAAGGCGAUCACCCACCGUUGGGAGGGAUAUGUUCUCAAGGCUUCUGAUGAACCCUACUUCCCAAUCUAUUCGACCGGCGUUGAUCAAAUGUUUGGCCGAUGGAUCAAGCUGAAGAAGGAUUAUAUUCCUGGACUUGGAGACACUGUUGACCUGGCUAUCAUUGGAGCGAACUACAACUCUCGAGAUGUGCAAAGUCUAUCGCAAAUCAGAAAAUUAAAGUGGACUCAUUUCUUUGUUGGUUGCCUACUGAACAAAGAAGAGUUGCAAGAUGGUUCACUUCCACAUUUUAGAGUGGUUGAUGUGAUCGGUCGGCACAGCAUGAGCUUGCAGAACAUGCAACUUCUGAAUCAAUUUGGGGAGUUUUACGAAUGCUCAUCCGACAGUUUUGAGGGCUUUGCCGUGGAAUAUGGACACAAUGGUCUCUCCAAAGCUACCACCUGGUUUAAGCAGCCCUUUGUGGUUGAGAUGCUAGGCAGUGGAUUUGAAAAGCCGCCCGGUGGUAGAUACUUCUCGCUCCGAUUUCCUCGGAUUCUCAAGGUUCAUUUGGAUAGGACGAUGGAAGACACCGCUUCCUUUCGGGGGCUUCAAAUACUCGCCGAAGACGCCCGAGCUUUGCCUCUAGACGAGGUAGAAGAGCUAAAGCACCGAGUUGAAUGGUCCAAACGCCUCGGACUUGGGAGCGAACUCACCCAGUCCACUGAAACCGCCUCAGACCCAGAGGCUACAUGUUCGGACACUGAUUCUGAGCCACCCUCGCCGGUGUCUCAAAUACCUUUCGCGCCAACUGCUUCAGAGGAUAGUUAUAUGGAAGCAUGUCCAUUGAUGGAUUGUUUUCUUGAUGAAAAACCGACCAAAAACCCCCUUAGCCAGCCACUGGACAGUCACCCAAGGGCCCCUUCAAUAUACACUGAUGUGGAUGCGCUGCCCAUUGAGCCUGAGAAGUCAGUAUGCGAAAGCAGCGUGCUGGUUAAUAACAUUAAUUUGGCGUUUAAUCAAAAUCCCACUCAGAGUGAUGAGCAGAGGCCUUCUCUUCAUUCGGAUAAACCAGCACCAACCAACUUGCUCCAGGACCCAGCAAAAGCGAAAUCGACAGUCGCUGGUCCACCAAGCCCAACAGGCUCGACCAGACUUUCUCCUGUGCGCAAGAUCCUUUCCAAAGAUUCGCAACAGCGGCAACCAGGAAGUUCAAGGAUCGAGUCAUCUCUUCCCUCGUUGAAGAGGAAAGGAUCCCCUCAAUCGCCCUUGACAACCAUUCCUCUGUGGACACCCGAAACAUCAUUUGGAAGCUUUACGCUCCCAGAAACAGACCAAACCCACUACCAAGAUAUAAACUCGAACAGCCUGCAGGAAUUUGUCCAGAGACUGAGCUCAAAUGCAACAGCAUUCGCACUCCAGCAAUCGAACCCGCAUGCUGCAUUACAGGGAACAAAAUAUGGGAUAGUUCUAUUUGAUCCUAAGAUGACUGCAUUAGGCGAAGAAAUGCGAAGAGUCGUGACAGUCCUUUCUACACUUGCCCAUAUUGGAAAAGACUCGGUGGCUCUUGUCGGGAAGAUCUUCUUCUUGGGAUCCGGUAUGCUAACCCUAGAUAUCCGACCCGACGACUGUCGCUUCUGUCUGCGUGAAACGUGGGAGAAAAUUGGAUCUGACCAUUACUAUGGGUGUGUUAGAUGGGAUCUUCGUGGAGGACCAGGUGCCUAUACUGCCGAUAAGGUGAAAUAUACAUCGAUCUCAAAACCAACCUCGGCCGCCGAUCAAUGCUCGCAGGCGCUCACAAAGCCUUGGGUCAACAUCUCAUUUAAUGACUCCGAGAUUGCUGUGUUAGGUGAAUACACGUCAAUCGAACCACCUACCCAUGUCGAAGAUCUCUGA
Messenger RNA from Penicillium salamii, 3228 nucleotides. NCBI's taxonomy places the organism in Eukaryota, Fungi, Ascomycota, Eurotiomycetes, Eurotiales, Aspergillaceae. The record is from the annotation of a GenBank genome assembly.